CAGGAGGAUGUCCUGAAGCAUGGCCAGGCAUUCUGUUUUCUUCCUUUGCCAGUCAGAACUGGAUUAGCUGUGCAAAUCAAUGGUUACUUUGAGGUUUCCUCAAACCGCCGUAGCAUCUGGUAUGGAGCUGACAUGGACAGGGUUGGAAAACUUCGUUCUGACUGGAAUAGGCUUCUAUUGGAAGAUGUUGCAGUUCCUGCUUUUACAAGGUUGCUGCUUGAUCUACGAGGGUUAGUAGGUCCAUCUAAGUUGUAUUAUUCAAUAUGGCCCCAAGGUUCCUUUGAAGAGCCAUGGAGUCUUCUAGUGGAUCAGAUCUACAAAAGUAUUGGUAAAAUUCCAGUCUUAUACUCAUAUCUUGAGGGUGGAAAGUGGGUCUCACCUUCUGAAUCUUUUCUUCAUGACAAGGAGUUCAGUAAUAGUAAGGAACUUGGUGAGGCCCUUGUCUUGUUGGGAAUGCCUAUUGUUCAUUUGUCUUCUCCUUUAUUUGACAUGCUCCUGAAAUAUUCUUCUAGUUUUAAGCAAAGAGUGGUCAGUCCUGUGACAGUACGCCAUUUCCUUACAAGAUGUGAGUUGCUGAUUACAUCAAGUAGAUUUUACAAACUGGUAUUAUUGGAAUACUGUCUCCAAGAUCUGAUUGAUGAUGAGGUUGGUCAACAUGCAAGUAGCCUGCCUUUGCUUCCUUUAGCAAGUGGUGAUUUUGGAUCCUUUUCUGAAGCCUCAAAAGGAAUUUCAUACUUUGUCUGCAGUGAGUUGGAAUAUAUGCUGCUUCAACAAAUCCCUGAUAGAGUGAUUGAUCGUAAUAUUCCUUUGGACAUACUGAACAGACUGGCUGCUAUUGCAAUCUCCUCAACAGCCAAUAUUGUGGUUUUCAAUGUUCAGUGUCUACUGCAGUUACUACCUAGAUUUUUUCCUGCUCAGUGGCAAUAUAAAGAACGUGUUCUUUGGGACCCUGAAUCUAGUCUUAACCAUCCAUCAUCAUCAUGGUUUAUGCUCUUCUGGCAGUAUCUGAGAGAUCAAUGUGAUACUUUGUCUAUAUUUUGUGAUUGGCCCAUCUUGCCAACCACGUCUGGGUAUCUGUAUAGAGCUUAUAGGCGCUCAAAAUUGAUUAAUGCUGAAAAAUUGUCAGACACAUUGAGGGAACUCCUUGCUAAGAUUGGAUGCAAGAUACUAAACCCUAAUUAUGGAGUUGAACACCUUGAGUUAUCUCAAUAUGUCUCUGAUGUUAAUGGUGCUAGUGUAUUGGAAGCAAUUUUUGAUGUUGUCUCCUCGAAUGAGGGACUCCUGCGAUUAUUUCACAAUAAUAUUGAUGUAGAUGAGAAGAAUGAGCUUCGCCAAUUUCUUCUUGAUCCAAACUGGUAUGUCAAAGACUGUAUAGCUGAUUAUCACAUACGAAACUGCAGGAGGUUGCCUAUUUUCAAAGUAUAUAGUGGAGCUAGUCCUCAGACUUUCAAUUUUUCUGACUUAGAAAAUCCUCGAAAGUACUUGCGACCUUUUGAUGUUCCUGAUUAUUUCCUAGGAGGUGAGUUCAUUGGCAGCUUAUCAGAAAAUGAAGAAGAAAUUUUAUUAAGGUUUUAUGGGAUUGAGAGAAUGGGGAAGGCACGCUUCUUCAAACUAAAGAUGUUAAACAGAGUUGGUGAAUUGCAACCAGAAUUUCGUAACAAAUUGAUGAUUUCUAUCAUGCAAGACUUACCUCAUUUGUGUGUUGAGGACGCAUCUUUAAGAGAAGCUUUGAGAAAAUUAGAGUUUGUCCCCACACUAAGUGGUGUCCUAAAGUGUCCUGAGGUUUUAUACGAUCCUCGUAAUGAAGAACUAUAUUCUCUUCUGGAAGAUUCAGACAGUUUCCCAUCUGGUGUAUUCCAAGAAUCAGGUGUUCUGGACAUGCUAUUAGGUUUGGGCCUAAGGACAUCUGUAUCACCUGAGGCUGUCAUACAAAGUGCUCGCCAGGUUGAAUUAUUGAUGCAUAAGGACCAAAGAAAGGCACAUUUAAGGGGGAAAGUGCUUCUUUCUUACUUAGAAGUGAAUGCCUCUAAGUGGUCAUUCCAUUCACCAAGUGGUGGUCAAAGAACAAUGAACAAACUAUUGUCACAAGUGGCAACUACUUUCAAGCCUCGCAAUUUGGAAUUUGAUGUCGAGAAAUUCUGGAAUGAUCUUAGAAUGAUAUGCUGGUGCCCUGUUUUGGUUGAUGCUCCCUAUCCAGCUUUACCCUGGCCUGUGGUAUCAUCUAUGGUCGCACCUCCUAAGUUGGUCAGAUUACGUGCCGAUUUGUGGCUUGGUUCAGCGAGUAUGCGUAUACUGGAUAGUGAGUGUUCUUCAACUGCCUUAUCAUUUAACUUGGGCUGGUCUUCCCCACCGCCCGGAAGUGUAAUUUCUGCCCAACUUCUUGAACUUGGGAAAAACAAUGAGCUUGUUACAGAUCAGGUACUGCGGCAGGAGUUAACCCUAGCAAUGCCAAGGAUAUACUCUAUACUGACUCGCAUGGUUGGUUCUGAUGAGAUGGAUAUUGUAAAAGCUAUUCUAGAAGGGUGCCGCUGGAUUUGGGUUGGAGAUGGGUUUGCAACAUCAGAUGAAGUUGUCCUCAAUGGUCCUCUUCAUUUGGCUCCUUAUAUACGUGUCAUCCCUGUUGAUUUAGCUGUUUUCAGGGAAUUAUUUUUGGAGCUUGGCAUACGAGAAGUCUUAAAGCCCACAGACUAUGCUAAUAUUUUAUCUAGAAUGGCUGUGCAAAAAUCUGAUAUGCCGCUGGACCCACAAGAACUCAGGGCUGCAGUACUGGUAGUGCAGCAUCUGGCUGAAGUUCGGUUUCAGAAUCAGCAGGUUCAAAUUUAUUUACCGGAUGUAUCAUCCAGGCUAUUUCCUGCAGCCAAUCUAGUAUACAAUGAUGCACCAUGGUUGCUUGAUUCUGGAGAUCCAGAUGCUGCAUUUCUUGAUGCAUCUACUGUGGCUAUGAAUGGUAAUAGAACUGUUCACAAAUUUGUGCAUGGAAACAUUUCAAAUGAUGUUGCAGACAAACUUGGUGUAUGCUCACUUCGUAGGAUAUUGCUUGCUGAGAGUGCUGAUUCAAUGUAUUUGAGUUUAUCUGGGGCUGCAGAAGCCUUUGGGCAGCAUGAGGCUUUGACAACCAGACUUAAACAUAUAGUUGAAAUGUAUGCGGAUGGGCCUGGGAUUCUUUUUGAGCUGGUGCAGAAUGCCGAGGAUGCAGGUGCUUCUGAGGUUGUCUUUCUCUUAGAUAAAGCUCAGUAUGGGACAUCAUCUGUUCUUUCUCCUGAAAUGGCAGAUUGGCAGGGCCCUGCUUUAUAUUGUUUCAACAGUUCUGUCUUCAGCCAACAAGAUCUUUAUGCAAUAUCACGAAUUGGUCAGGACAGUAAACUGGAGAAGCCCUUUGCAAUUGGAAGAUUUGGGCUUGGCUUCAACUGUGUUUAUCAUUUUACAGACAUCCCUGCAUUUGUUUCAGGUGAAAACCUUGUGAUGUUUGAUCCUCAUGCCUGUAACCUGCCUGGGAUCUCUCCUUCCCACCCUGGCCUGCGAAUUAGAUUCGUUGGGAGAAGGAUUUUGGAACAGUUUCCUGAUCAGUUUACUCCAUUCUUACACUUUGGCUGUGAUUUGCAACAAUCUUUUCCUGGCACACUUUUUCGUUUUCCUCUUAGGACUGAAAGUGCAGCUUCUAGGAGCCAAAUAAAGAAAGAAAAGUAUUCAAUUGAAGAUGUCCUAUCACUCUUUUUUUCGUUUUCUGAGGUUGUGCCAGAGGCCCUUCUUUUUCUCCGAAAUGUUAAAACUAUCUCUCUUUAUGUGAAGGAUGGAGUUGGCCAUGAAAUGCAACUCCUUCAUCGUGUUAGCAGGGACUCUAUUAGUGAACCUAAAUCUGAGCCCAGUCCUCUGCAUCCUAUGCUUGGCUUUAUUCAUGGAAAUCAGCGGAGUGUGAUAGACAAGGAUCAGUUCCUCAACAUAUUAAGAAAAACCCCUGAUAGUGAUUUGCCGUGGAACUGUCAGAAGAUCAUGGUGACGGAGCAUAAGCCUUCUGGUGAUAUGUCACACGUUUGGAUAGUUAGUGAAUCUUUGGGAGGUGGACGUGCAAAGAAAAAAUCUAUAGCCUUGGAGAACAGGUCUCAUAAUUUUAUACCUUGGGCUUGUGUUGCCGCACAUUUGCAGUCUGUCAAUCUGCUGAAGACUGAGGAACCAAGUGACGUCACUGAAGGACAGUCUGUUGAUGGCAAUCCAGAUUAUUUUCAUGUUCCUUUGGAUUUUGUGCAAGAUAGAAGGGAAUUUGAGGGCCGUGCAUUUUGCUUCUUGCCACUGCCAAUUACUACAGGUCUACCAACACAUAUUAAUGCAUACUUUGAGUUGUCAUCAAACCGAAGGGAUAUUUGGUUUGGUAGUGACAUGACAGGGGGUGGAAAAGCACGCUCUGAUUGGAAUAUUUACGUCCUUGAGGAUGUAGUUGCACCUGCUUAUGGUCAUCUGCUUGAAAAAUUGGCAUCAGAAGUUGGCCCAUGUGACCUGUUUUUUACUCUCUGGCCCACAAAAAUUGGACUAGAACCAUGGGCAUCACUUGUGAGGAAGCUCUACAUUUCUAUUGCUGAUCUUGGUCUCCGCGUCCUCUAUACUAAAGCUCGAGGGGGCCAGUGGAUCCCAACCAAACAGGCCAUUUUCCCAGAUUUUGCUUUUCCUCGGGCAACCGAGCUUAUAGAAGCAUUAUCAGAAGCAGGUUUGCCUACAGUUAUUGUCUCUAAGCCAAUGGUGGAGAGAUUCAUGGAAGUUUGCCCAUUGUUGCAUUACCUGACACCUCAAUUGCUGAGGACCCUAUUGAUUCGACGGAAUCGUGGUUUUAAGAACAGGGAUGCUAUGAUCAUGACACUAGAAUACUGCUUAAGUGACAUAAAAGGACCUGGUAACUAUGAUUGUUUGCAUGGUUUACACUUGGUUCCUCUUGCCAGUGGUUUAUUUACGACAUUCAACAGAAAGAGUGAAGGUGAACGAAUAUUUGUUACCAAUGGAGAUGAAUAUGACCUUCUUAAGGAUUCAGUUCCACAUCUUCUGGUAGAUUCCUCUAUUCCAGAAGGAGUUCACAGGAAACUGCAUGAUAUUGCUGCACAUGGGCAUUUAAAUAUCUCUUUGCUUACCUGCCAUCUUCUAGAGGGGCUCUUUCCCAGAUUCCUUCCAGCAGAGUGGCAAAAUGCUAAACAGGUAUACUGGGACCCGGGUCACGAAGGUCAACCAAAUUUAGAAUGGAUGGGUAAACUAUGGAGCUAUUUGAAGUCAUCUUGCGAUGACCUUUCAAUUUUUUCUAGGUGGCCUAUAUUACCAGUUGGAAAAAAUUGCCUUCUACAGCUCGUCAGAAAUUCAAAUGUCAUUAAGGAUGAUGGCUGGAGUGAGAACAUGGCUUCACUGUUGGAGAAAAUGGGAUGUUUCUUGCUGAAGUCUGAUGUGCAAAUUGAUCAUCCGCAACUAAACAAUUUUGUGCAGGAUCCAACUGCAAGUGGCAUACUAGAUGCUUUACUAGGUGUUGCUGGUGAGCCACAGGAAAUUGGGAAACUUUUUGGUGUUGCAUCAGAAGGGGAGCUGCAUGAACUUCGAAGUUUCAUUCUCCAAUCCAAGUGGUUCUCUGCGGACCAGAUGGACUGUAGACACAUUGAAACUAUAAAUCAUCUUCCCGUGUUUGAAUCAUACAGAAGUAGGAAAUUAGUUAGUUUAAGCAAGCCUACUAAAUGGCUGAAACCAGAAGGAGUGCAUGAAGAUCUUUUGGAUGAAGAAUUCAUUCGAACAGAGUCAGAAAGAGAAAAGACCAUUCUAAGAAGCUUUUUGGGGUUGAGAGAGCCUAGAAGGGUUGAAUUUUACAAGGAUUAUGUACUCAAUCGAAUGGCAGAAUUCCUUUCUCGGGAAGGAGCUCUUUCUUCCAUUCUGCAAGAUUUAAAGCUUUUGAUUGAAGAGGAUACUUCUAUUAAAGAUGUACUUUCACAGACAGCUUUUGUUUUGGCAGCUGAUGGGUCAUGGCAACAUCCUUCCAGGCUUUAUGAUCCUCGAAUUGAUGGGUUUAAAGAAUUGCUGCAUCGAGAAUCAUUCUUCCCUUCUGAAAAGUUUUUGGAUGGUGAAACGCUGGACGUUUUAGUUAGCCUGGGACUAAGAAGGACUUUGGGAUUUACAGGCUUACUUGAUUGUGCUUUGUCAGUGUCAAUGAUGCAUGAUUCAGGUGAUCCAGAGGCACUCAAUUACGGAAGGAGGCUACUUGCCUGUUUAGAUGCUCUGGGAUCUAAGCUCUGCAAUGGUCAAGAAGGUAGUGACAAUGAAAUUAGUUCUAAAAUAUUUCAGAGCAGCGAUGUGGUUACUGAGGGUGUGGAGCAUAUGCAUUUACCGAAGACAUAUGUGAAGAACUGCGAUUUGGAUGACGACAUAUUUUCUUGUUUGGGUGAUAUCAUCUGUGAUAAACCAGAAGAGGAAUUUUGGGCAGAAAUGAAAGCAAUACCUUGGUGUCCUGUUUAUGUUAAUCCACCUCUACAAGGACUUCCAUGGCUCUUACCCAAAUGUCAAGUCGCAUGUCCAAGUGUUGUUAGACCUCAAUCACAAAUGUGGUUGGUGUCAUCUAUGAUGCAUAUACUAGAUGGUGAAUGCCAUUCAAGUUACCUUCAAAGUAAACUUGGUUGGGUAGAUUCCCCUAAUAUUGGUGUCUUAACUACUCAGUUAAUUGAGCUAUCCAAGUCUUAUGGUCAGUUGAAGUUUGAUUCUGUGCUCAAAGCUGCCCUUGAUUCUACAUUGCAGAAGGAAAUUCCUAUAAUUUAUCUGAAAUUGCAGGAAUUCAUUUGUUCUGAUGAUUUCAUGGUUGCAAAAUCUGCACUGAGUGGAGUUUCAUGGGUUUGGAUUGGAGAUGAUUUCAUAUCAUCAAAAGCACUUGCAUUUGAUUCUCCUGUUAAAUUUCAUCCAUACCUGUAUGCUGUCCCAUCUGAGUUGUCAGAAUUCAGAGAUUUGCUAUUAGCAUUAGGUGUGAGACCAACAUUUGAUUCUAUUGACUACUUCCAUGUUCUACAGCGUUUACAACAUGCUGUUAAAGGAUCACCGUUGUUACCCGAGCAGUUAAGUUUUGUUAGUUGUGUCCUUGAAGCUGUUGCAGACUGUUAUUCAGACAAACGGUUGUCUGAGAAAUCUAAUAACCCGUUACUAGUUCCGGAUUCAUCUGGUAUUCUGAUGUCUGCAAUGGACCUUGUGUACAAUGAUGCGCCAUGGAUGGAGAAAAAUGCUUUUGCUGCAAAGCAUUUUGUACAUCCAAGUAUUAGCAAUGACUUGGCAAGCAGGCUGGGUAUACAAUCACUUCGCUGUUUAUCUUUAGUUGAAGAGGAAAUGACGAAGGAUUUGCCUUGCAUGGACUAUUCUCGUAUAAGUGAACUUCUGGAUUUAUAUGGGAACAAUGAUUUUUUGUUGUUUGAUCUUCUUGAGUUGGGAGACUGCUGCCAGGCAAAGAAGCUGCACCUAAUACUUGACAAACGGGAACAUCCUCGCCAGUCUCUGCUCCAGCACAAUCUAGGUGAAUUUCAGGGGCCAGCUUUAUUAGCUAUUCUUGAAGGGGCUACCUUGAGCAGGGAUGAAGUAAGCAGUCUCCAGCUUCUUCCUCCUUGGACGCUUCGGGGCAGUAUACUAAACUAUGGUUUGGGACUUCUUAGCUGUUAUUUCGUAUGUGAUCUCCUAUCAAUUGUUUCCAGUGGCUACUAUUACAUGUUUGACCCCUGUGGUUUGGCUCUUGGUUUGCCUUCAAACCCAGUCCCCUCUGCCAAAAUGUUUUCUCUGACAGGUAGAUUAUGUUCUUACCCAUCAAUUGAUGUGGGUCAAGGAAAGAUUGUUGAAUUAAUUGUGAAAAGGGUUCUGGAAGAAUUGGUCAGUAGCACACAUUUGGAUGAAUGCAAAUACCCUAUUGGUAUAGAUUCCCGUGUUAAGGAAAUAUUACCUUUACUAAGUAUUGGUUCCAAUGAUAUUCAAUUCAUAGGAAUUUGUGGUUCCCGUGGCAUUGGGAAGACAACCAUUGCUAAGAUUGUCUAUAAUGGCAUCCUUUCAACCUUCAAGAAAGGGAAAAAAUUGAUAGAACACCAUCUUUGCAAUGAAAAGGUUCUUCUUGUUCUUGAUGAUGUGGAUAAUAAAGAACAAGUAGAUGCUUUGGCUGGUGAACUCAAUUGGUUUGGUCAAGGAAGUAGAGUCAUUAUAACAUCCAGUUCUGAACAUAUCUUGAAUGUGGCAAAAGUUGAUAAAGAUAAAAUCUAUUGGCUUCAAAGGCUGGACAUUGAGGAAUCUCUUAAACUAUUUAGUUUGCAUGCAUUUUCUAUGGAUGAACCUCCUCAAGAAUAUAUGCAACUUUCACAUGAUAUGGUACGUUAUUCUGUAGGGUUGCCUUCAAUUCUAGAGAUUCUUGCAUCUUUACGUAGGCAGAGAAAGAAGAUGUGGCCUAUGAAAGACAAUCCUGUUGGUUGUCACCCACUAUUUCUUGGAACCAUUGGAAUCAACAACCCUGUUGCUAAAGUAUCUAAAGUCCUCGGGGGAUGUCUGCCUCUAAAUGGCACAACUACUAAUACGGUUGGCAAGCAGUUCACUGAAGGAAAUCUGAAUCUAAAUGGCUCCACAGCUAUUGAUAGAGUUGACAAUAAAUUGUUGACAGUAGCAGAGAUCCGAACGGCAACAGAGAACUUUGAUAAAUCAAUGGUGACUGGAAUUGGUGGCUUUGGCAUCUUUAGAUGGAAUUAUGUGUUGGGGUCGCUGCAUCAGCACGAAAAGGGCAAUAUCAGAUCCUUCUCACAGGUUAAAAAGGCCUCUUCUUCUCAGGCCACUUCUUCAAUGGUGAAAACAGCUAAGAAGGUCGGCGACGAGAAAUUGAAGCAGUCAGAGGAGCCGCUCAGGAAAGUUAUGUACCUCAGCUGUUGGGGACCCAACUGA
Macadamia integrifolia is the source of this 8901-nucleotide messenger RNA. RefSeq names its product sacsin-like. The annotation marks the transcript as partial. The record is from RefSeq and is a predicted model, not a curated record. The transcript has 6 exons. Gene Ontology annotation, molecular function: Hsp70 protein binding; ADP binding. Lineage: Eukaryota; Viridiplantae; Streptophyta; Magnoliopsida; Proteales; Proteaceae.